AUGUCAACUGAUCAUCUCAUCCAGGUUAUAUUACUACACACAAAGACAUUUGAACUAAAGGAUGUUUAUGAGUCUAAUUUAAUCAAGGUUACUGCAAGUUUGGUUUUAGAUGAUCAAAAGAAGCUCAGAACCAACUUUGAUGAGAUCAUUUCCGUUUCUACAAAUGAAAGAAUCAACUCUACCAAACUAAAUUGGUUAAAUAGCCACAUUUACAAUCUUUUAGAAAUUGGUGUUCCAGCUGUUCUAGAUUUACUGAAAGAAGAUGUCAAUAUUUUACACAAGACCCCAGCCAUAGUUGAAGUAGAUCUAACUUUAUUUUUACACGUUAUGGAAAAAGUUGAUUUGAAAUUUGACAUAUAUCAAAGAUUGAAUGAGAUCAAUGAUGACGUUGCAAAUGACUUCAUAGCCAAUUCGCCUAGUGCGUUGAGUAAUGAAACUCUAGACCUAAUCGACGAAUUAUACUCCAAUUUAUUUCAUUAUUUGGAUUUGGGUAUUCAAAAGAAGCUAGUCAAAGAUCAAAUUGAAGGAAUAUCUGACAAAAACUACCAGAGAAAGGUAUCGAGAGUUUUGUACGACAAUAUAUAUUGUUACUUGAAGGAUUUGGAAUUAUUAGAUCUAUAUAUACCUAUGGUGAAGAGAUUAGAUAAUUCACUUGCUCUUCUUUUACAGUCCCAUAUAGAGUCAUUCAAGAAAAAAAUAGAAGAAUCCGAGGACAAUGCACAAGAAACUGUUGGUAAUGGGGAUAUUACGCAUUUUGAUGAAGGUGAUUUAGCAGUUUUGUCGUUAGGUAGACAACAUGUAUCUCCAAAAGAUCAAUAA
Messenger RNA from Hansenula ciferrii, 819 nucleotides. RefSeq lists its product as uncharacterized. The transcript is spliced from 2 exons. The coding region runs from base 1 to 819 and encodes 272 amino acids. NCBI's taxonomy places the organism in Eukaryota, Fungi, Ascomycota, Saccharomycetes, Phaffomycetales, Wickerhamomycetaceae. The record is from RefSeq and is a predicted model, not a curated record.